ACCCAAGAGGUGAAGGAGAAAUAUUAAUAGUUUCAACCAACAACAAAAAAAGAGUAAUGAAAAUAAGCAUGGAAGCAACAUUGGCAAAGAGAGCUUUGUUCAACAUCCCAAAGCUCUUGCCUCAUGGUCCUCCUGGAAUCCAAUCUGCUAGAAAUAUCACCAGGGCUCGCUUAUCUUCUGCCUUUGAGCGUGCUGAAGGAAGUAAUGCGGUAGCCGAAGGGUCGUCGGAUGACGCACCAAGUGACAGCAUGUACGAGACGAAUCCCUCGUUUGUCACCGGAGAAGGGAGGCCGCCCGCUAGCCAAGCGAGCUUUGGGGCGGACAUGGAGAAAGACGGGAUUAAGAAGGCGGUUGAGACAGCGGAGAAUGUAGGGGAUAGUGCAAAAAAGACCAUGGAUGGAGCUUGGAGAGCGGCUAAAGAUGGUGCACAAGGUAUCAAAGAACGAGUUCUGAACGACGUCGAUGAGUUUGCAGAAGAUGUAGCGGUGGAUGAGAUCAGGAAAGUGGAUCAACUUGUUGAUACCCGAGAAUAUAGAAGUAUUGAGGAAUUGAAGAAGGUAGACUGAUGAUAUUGGAAGAAGAUCCAAAGCUUAUAAAAUAUGUUUAUGAUAAUGCAAAAUAAAAUAAGGUAAUAUGUUU
This is a messenger RNA of Hibiscus syriacus, 639 nucleotides long. RefSeq lists its product as uncharacterized. NCBI's taxonomy places the organism in Eukaryota, Viridiplantae, Streptophyta, Magnoliopsida, Malvales, Malvaceae. The record is from RefSeq and is a predicted model, not a curated record. Bases 57 to 566 code for a protein of 169 amino acids. The transcript is spliced from 2 exons.